This is a messenger RNA of Monoraphidium neglectum, 1814 nucleotides long. RefSeq names its product putative splicing factor, arginine/serine-rich3. Gene Ontology annotation, biological process: mRNA splicing, via spliceosome; regulation of DNA-templated transcription. Lineage: Eukaryota; Viridiplantae; Chlorophyta; Chlorophyceae; Sphaeropleales; Selenastraceae. Gene Ontology annotation, molecular function: double-stranded DNA binding; RNA binding. The annotation marks the transcript as partial. Gene Ontology annotation, cellular component: nuclear speck. The record is from RefSeq and is a predicted model, not a curated record. The transcript is spliced from 6 exons.
AUGGCGCUGCAGCACACAAACUGCGGCUUUUUGGCUCGCCUGGCUCCUGGGCUGUUGGCUCAGCUGGCUGAGCGGACUUGUAUCUGCGCAGCACCAGACACAUUUAGGAGCGUUGCUACGUCGGCGCUGUCGUCGGCGCCGGCGCUUCCAGGCGGCGGCGGUGGUGGGGACGACCCGCAGCAUGAGCGGCGCACCUCGCACGCAGGUGCCAGCUCGUCACAAUGGCAGCAGCAGCCACCGCAGCAGCAGCAGCAGCGCGGCCUCGCGUCCGCAGCGGUGCAGGUCCGCCUGCGCACCGACGGCUCUGCGGAGCACGGGCAUCAGCAGCAGUACCCCCUAUGGUCGUCCGUCCCUCCCAUCCGGAUGCCGCCGCCGCAGCAGCUCCCGCUCCCCAGCCGGCAGCGGCAGCAGGAGCUCUUUGACAGGCGACGAGAGCUGGACGCGACUGUCGCCGCGGCGCCGCCUGGCGCGCAGCCCGCGCUGCGCGUGCUGUGCAGCGUCCUCGACCUCGACCCUGCUCGGCUCCAGGAGCUCGCCGCCGCCGUCAGGUGCAACGCGCGCCGGGUAGCGAUCGCCAAGGCCGCGUGGGCCGGGGAGGACGCCACGCGGCGGCUCGCGGGCGCGCUGCUCGGUCGCGCAGGGCUGCCGGCGGCGGACGUGGCGCGCGUCGCCGUCAAGUGCCCGGGGCUGCUGCGAGACGUCGCGGGCAUGGACCCGGCGGCCGUGCUCGAGUUGUUGCAGCAGCACGCGUACCCCGGCGCCGAGGAGGCCGACGGCGGCGGCCAGGCCGAUGGCCAGCCGCUCGCGGCGCUGCUGCGACGAGCGCCCCACGUCCUGUGCGCGCCGGUCGCGGUGGUCGAGGCCAACCUCCGCCACCUCACGGCGACGCUCGGGCUGCCGCCGGCCGCCGUGCGGCGCGUGGUGUCCAAGCACUGCACGCUGCUGACCCACAAGCCGGGCGCCAUGGCCAUCAACAUGGGGUUCCUCGUGGGCCUCGGCGCGACGGGCGCGGACCUACGGGCCAUGCUGGCGCGCUGCCCGCGGUGGGCGACGAUGCCGCUGCACGACCUAACCGUCAAGUGGCAGUUUUUCAGGCAGGAGCUUAAGGGCACCCUCGAGGACCUGGUGCUGACGCCGCAGCUGCUGCAGCUCUCGCUGCUAGACACCCUUGGCCCGCGCGCCGGCAUGGCCAAGAAGAAGCGCGUGAAGCUGCUCAUGCCCAGCUACAGCGCGGGGCACCCCAUCCUCAACCGCCCGGGCGAGUGGCUGGAGAACCGGAUGGCGCCGGUGCUGUUUUGGAUGACUGCGACGCCCCAGAAGCUUGGGGAGACCAUGGGGCUGGACCCGCAGGAGCUGGGGCGCUACCAGGAGGCGUGGCGGGUGACCUUUGGCGACCGAUGGCGGCAGCUCGUGCUGUCGCCGGGCGCUAAGAGCGGCGGCGGCGUUCGGCAGGGGGCGAACGGCGGCGCCGAGGAGGCGCAGCUGCAGUUGGUGACGCUGCCGCAGGGGCGGGACGAUGAAGAGUGCGGCACCAUGGCGUCCAUCGUCUAUGUCGCAAACCUUCCGGCUGACGUCCGCAACAGCGAGCUGGAGGAGAUCUUUGACCGCUAUGGCCGCCUGCGCAGCGUCGACAUCAAGGGAGCCAGCAACGGCGCGUAUGCGUUCAUCGAGUUUGAGGACGGCCGCGACGCCGCGGACGCCGUCAGGAAGGAGGACGGGCAGUCGCACCUAGGGGGCCGCAUCAGGGUGGAGCUGUCUCGCGGAGGCGGCGGCGGCGGCUACGGUGGUGGCGGCGGCGGCUACGGCGGGGGCGG